CAGAGUACAGAAUCAUACAUGUUCCGAAUCCGUAUCCAUAUCCAUAUCCAAAACUCAAUCAACACUGACUUUAGCGCCUCCACGCGCUCCACUCAGUGCGUGCAUUCCCACACCCCCCUCACCAAUAAAGAUGCAAUCGCGUUCACGUGGCUCUCCAUGCCACACGACAAAUCACACCCCCCCAAUUACUACUCUCCUUUCAUUUCUGGAUUCCUCUCUUAUCAAUCUCAAAACCAGCAUGAGCGCCGCCGCCGCCGCUCCGAUCACUGACCUGCCGGAGGCGAUUCUCGCCACCAUCAUCGGCCUGGUCUCCGACACCCGCUCCCGCAACUCGGUCGCCCUCGUCUGCCGCAAAUUCCGCAGCCUCGAGAGAGCCACGCGCACCUCUCUCAAGCUCCGCGGCAACGCGCGCGACCUCCACCUGAUCCCGACCUGCUUCACCUCCGUCUCCGACCUCGACCUCUCCCUCCUCUCGCCGUGGGGACACGCGCUGCUCUCCCCCUCCGCCUCCUCCACCGACCCCGCCCUCCUCGCCCAACGGCUCCGCGUCGCCUUCCCCUCCGUCACCUCCCUCACCGUCUACUCCCGAUCCUCCUCCACCGUCCAGAUUGUCGCCAAUCUCUGGCCGGGACUCCGCCGCGUCAAGCUCGUCCGGUGGCAUCUACGGCCGCAGUCGCCUCUCGGAGCCGACUUCGAGCCUCUCUUCCAGCAAUGCCAGACUCUGUCCGAUUUGGACUUGUCGGAAUUCUACUACUGGACCGAGGACCUCCCUCCGGUUCUGGAAGCCCAUCCCAACGUGGCCCGCUCUCUCACCAAGCUCAAUCUCCUGACGGCGUCGAUUACCGAGGGUUUCAAAGCCAUCGAGAUCCGAUCCAUCACCGAGGCCUGCCCCAAGCUUCAGCAGCUCUUCGUCGCUUGUAUUUUUGAUCCCAGAUACAUAGGGAUCGUCGGGGAGGAGGCUCUCUUGGCCAUAUCGACCAAUUGUCCGGAGCUCAGAGUCGUCCAUCUCAUCGAUACGUCGUCCUUGGCCAACGCGCGUGGGGAUCCAAACGACGACGGCUUCACAUCGGAGGACGCUCAGAUUGGGCGGGCGGCUUUGAUCGACUUCUUCUCCGGGCUUCCUUUGCUGGAAGAGCUGGUGCUAGAUGUGUGCAAGAACGUGAGGGACAGUGGAUUGGCCUUGGAGGUUCUUGCUUCCAAGUGUCCCAGACUGAGAGCUCUCAAGCUUGGCCAGUUCCAUGGGCUGUGCUCGGCGGUGGGUCCCCAGCUCGACGGCAUUGCUCUGUGUCAUGGGCUGGAGUCACUGUCGAUCAAGAACUCUGCGGAUUUGACAGAUAUGGGAUUGAUCGAAAUCGCGAGGGGGUGUUGUAAGCUUGCAAAGUUUGAGGUGUAUGGAUGCAAGAAAAUUACAGUGAAGGGGUUGAGGACGCUGGCUUGUUUGUUGAGGAAGACUUUAGUUGAUGUGAGCAUAUCUUGCUGUAAGAACCUGGAUGCUGCCGGCUCAGUCUGUGCUCUGGAGCCAAUUCGCGAUCGGAUUCAGCGUCUGCACAUAGAUUGUGUCUGGCCACGGGACUUUGAUCUCAAUCAAGUCAAUGAUUAUGAUGUUGGUGAUGAUGAAAGUGUUGUGAUGAGUCGGAAUGGUAAUGAUGACAUGGACCUGAAAUGGAGUGAUGAGUACGAGCACAGGAUCAGCAAGAAGUGCAAGUAUGGAUCAGAUGGGGACUGUUCCUAUAUGCCAACCAAUGGCUACGCGAAUGGAAAUGGGUUUUGGAGUGAUGAGACUUGGGAAAGGCUGCAGUACCUAUCACUUUGGAUUGAGGUGGGGGAGUUGCUGACAUCAUUGCCAGAGGUGGGUCUGGACGAGUGCCCCAAUCUGGAGGAGAUUCAGAUCCGGGUGGAAGGCGAUUGCAGGGGAAGGCACAAACCCACACAGCGAGAAUUCGGGUUAAGCUGCCUAUCCCGUUUUCCUCGGCUGUCAAAGAUGAAGCUGGAUUGUGGUGAUACUGUGGGAUUUGCACUGACUGCUCCACCAGGACAGAUGGACUUGUCACUUUGGGAGAGGUUCUUCCUCUCUGGGAUUGGAGAAUUGAGUCUCAGCGAAGUCGAUUAUUGGCCACCUCAAGACCGGGAUGUGAACCAGAGGAGUCUCUGGCUUCCAGCUGCCGGAUUGCUGGCAGAAUGCAUCACACUCCGGAAGCUUUUCAUCCAUGGGACUGCUCACGAACAUUUCAUGAUGUUCCUUGUGAGAAACCCAAACCUCAACCUCAGCUUAAGGGAUGUGCAACUGAGAGAGGAUUACUAUCCAGCGCCCGAAAAUGAAAUGAGUACAGAGAUGAGGGUGGACUCGUGCUGUCGCUUUGAAGAUGCGCUGAACAGGCGCACAAUCCUUGAUUGAAAGUGGAACUACUGAGAGUCAAUAGUAUGGAUCACAAGCAGUCAGAUUAUGUUAGUAUCUUACAUUCUUAAUGUUCUGUACGUUUUUUUUUUUUUCUUUCUUUCUUUCGGGGUUACAAGAGGCUGAAAGGCUUACGGAGUUCUGAACACGUUCGAUCCUCAUUU
Molecule: messenger RNA, 2559 nt
Organism: Rosa chinensis
Lineage: Eukaryota; Viridiplantae; Streptophyta; Magnoliopsida; Rosales; Rosaceae
Product: F-box/LRR-repeat MAX2 homolog A-like
Biological process (GO): SCF-dependent proteasomal ubiquitin-dependent protein catabolic process
Cellular component (GO): SCF ubiquitin ligase complex
Source: RefSeq, a predicted model, not a curated record